Messenger RNA from Gavia stellata (red-throated loon), 3273 nucleotides. RefSeq names its product RAS protein activator like 3 (gene RASAL3). NCBI's taxonomy places the organism in Eukaryota, Metazoa, Chordata, Aves, Gaviiformes, Gaviidae. The coding region runs from base 1 to 3273 and encodes 1090 amino acids. The record is from RefSeq and is a predicted model, not a curated record. Gene Ontology annotation, biological process: regulation of GTPase activity. The transcript has 19 exons.
AUGGAGGUGGAGAAACCCCUGCUGGGACCCGAGCCACCAACUCUACUGAAGACCUACAAAUGGCGAACGGCAGCACCCAUGGGUGACCGGGAACCCGACCGGGGCACAGGGUCCCCGGGCAGCCGGCGCUGGACCCGGUUGCAGGGGUGGAAACGUUCCUACAGCCAACCCGAGUCUGAAGGUCCCGAUGACGGGGCUGGGAAGGGAAGCUCCAGCUUGGGGGCACCCAAGGCCAGCACCCGCAGGUCCCUCUUCCAACGGGCUUUUUCGGCCCCCUCCAAGGGGACCAAGGAGACACGGGCACCCGAGGGUGGCAAGGCCACCCUGCAGAAGUACCUGCGCUCCAUGUCCAAGAAGAAGGGUCACGUGGAGAGCGGUGCCAGGGCUGAGCAAGUGCUCCAGGAUGCUGUUCCAGCACCCAUGAGCACCCAUGGGGCGUCAUCGAUCCCGCUGGCUCCAGCACCCAAUGCCCCGGUGUGGGAUGUCUCCAACUUCUCGCUGGUGGAUGGACAUCUCGUCCUCGUGGGCAGGGACGAGGAGGCUUCGUGCAGGAGCAGGAACCGGACGGGGAGCUCCAUCUCCGAGAGCACCCACGUGCACCCAGCGGGUGGCAGGAGGGACCCCGACCUGGCUGCGGAUGAGAGGAGCACCCGGGGUGCCGGGAGAAGCACCGAGAGCGAGACCUCCCCCACCUCCCAGUUCAGCAAUGUCAAGGGGUUGUUGUGGAAGAGGCUCCGGGAGCGGAAAGGUCGCGGCAUCCACAAAGCCGAGAUGCCAGCGGUGACGGUCCCCGACAGUGAGAGGGUCCCCAGUCGGAGCGGUUCGCGGGAGUCGCUGCUGCCACCACCCAGUGCGGCCGAGCUGGACCUCACCGGGGAUAAUGUCAUCGUCCGACCUGUGCACGGCAGCAUCGUGGGCGAAAAGUUUUGCUUUCAGAUCAUCACGGGCGAGGGCAGCCGGUCCUUCGGGUGCACGUCCCUGGCCGAGCGCGACCGCUGGAUCGAGAACCUGCGCCGGACCGUGCAGCCCAACAAGGACAACUGCGAGCGGCUGGAGCUGGCGCUGAGCCUGUGGGUGUACGAAGCGCGGGACCUACCACCUCGGCGUCGCCUCCGUUGUCACCUCCACCUGGACGGCACCCUCUUCGCCCGUACCACCGCCAAGGUGGCCAGUCCUGACGGCGAGCUCUUUUGGGGUGAACUCUUCCAGUUGGCUGCCCUACCACCCACCCGUGCCCUCACCCUCACCCUUUGCCGCGAUGACCACCCCGGUCAACCGGUGGCCUCCAUCACUGUCCCCUUGGCUGAGUUGGCAGCCGCCCGGCAGCCCUUGGAGCGCUGGUACCCGCUGAGCGGUCCCGGGGGAGGCGAGCGGGUGCCUUCGGUGAGGGUGCGCGGACGCUACCGGGAGGUGCGGGUGCUGCCCAUCGUACGCUACAAGGAGUUGGCUGAGUUCAUCACCUUCCAUUACCGGGAGUUGUGCGCCCGUCUGGAGCCCACCAUUGCCGUGCGGCACAAGGAGGAGCUGGCCGGUGCUCUGGUCCACGUCUUGCAAAGCACCGGGAAGGCCAAGUCGUUCCUCAUCGACCUCGGUGUGGCCGAGCUGGACCGCUUCGAUGACCGUGAGGCACUGAUCUUCCGUGAGAACACGCUGGCCACCAAGGCCAUCGACGAGUACAUGAAACUGGUGGGGGGCAAGUACCUCCAGGACACGCUGGGUGAGGCCGUGGCCCAGCUCUGCACUUCGGAUGAUAGCUGCGAGGUCGAUCCCAGCAAAUGCGCCGGCCUUGACCUCUCCGACAACCAGAACAACCUGCGGCAGGUCUGCGAGGAGACCUUCCAGCGCAUCGCCGCGUCCUGCGACGCCUUCCCGGCGGAGCUAGGCGAGAUCUUUGCAGCGUGGCAGGAGGAGUGUGCGGCGCGGGGCAAGGCGCCCAUUGGGCAACGCCUGGUCUCGGCCUCCCUCUUCCUGCGGUUCCUCUGCCCCGCCAUCAUGUCCCCCAGCCUCUUCGGCCUCGUCCAAGAGUACCCGAGCGAGGCCACCGCUCGUACCCUCACCCUCGUGGCCAAGGUCAUCCAGAACCUGGCCAACUUCACCACGUUUGGCGAGAAGGAGGCCUACAUGGGCUUCAUGAAUGAAUUUUUGGAGCACAACUGGAGCACCAUGACAGACUUCCUGCAGAGUGUGGCCAACCCUGAGAGCAGUGUCCACAUGGCCACGUACGAUGGCUACGUUGACCUGGCCCUGGAGCUCGCCACUCUCCACCUCCUGCUCUGUGACAUCUUCUCCAGCCUGGACCAGGCCACGCAGGAGGAGCUGGAGCCCCUGCCCACCAUCCUCACCGCCAUCAGGGAGGGGACCCCUGUCCCCGUCUCUGUCCGGCUCAGCUCCACCGCGGAGCGAAGCCCGGCAGAGAGCUUCAAACCAGGCUUCGUGCCACCACGGGACCUGAGCAAGCACAGCCCCCUCAUCAAAAGUCAGUCCCUCAUCAGCAUCCGCCGCGUCCGGGGCCGUGAGGACGGGCCAGAACCUGAGCCAACACCGGCACCGGUACCGUCACCGCCACCCGGCCGGGAACGCCGCAACGUGCAACGCACCCAGAGCGUGCCAGCACAGAGCAAAGCUGCCCGGCGCCUACGCAAGCAGAGCAGCGCCGAGCACAUGGCAGAGCCACCAGCUGAGGACAACCCGGGGGCCCUUGUUCCCCGUGAUACCCCGGGUCGCGGGAAGCUGCGCUCGUCGGUGUCGCUGCCGCGCAAAUCGACGGUGCCGUGGCAGCGCUACGCGGAGGAGGCAGCGGCGGCGGCGGCACAGGGCGAGCUCUACGCCAUCCGCCCGUUGGAGAAGCAUGGGCGGUUGAUCGAGGUGCUGCGGAAGGAGGUGGCGGAGAACCGGGAGAAGUUACGGCUGACGGAGACGCGGGUGGGCGAGAUGGAGGUCCAGCACCGUGGGUUGCGGCAAGAGCAGGGUCAGCACCGAGAGCAGCUCGAGUGUCUCCGGCAGCAGCUGGAGGAGGCGAACGCCCGCGCGGCCAAUUUGGGUGCUAGGUUGACAGCGGCUGAAGGCACCAGGAAGAAAGACCUGGAGAGGCUGAAGACCAGCGAGGAGAAGAACCGAGAGCUGGAGAGACGGCUGUUGGCGCUGGAGAGGGAGCAGGCGGAGCUGCGGGGUGCCGUCGCCCAAGCCCUGGGCCACCCCGGGAGGACGGGAUGCCGGAUGCCGGCGCGGGGUUGGGACGAGAGUGGUGACGACGCUCAGGCCACCAGCGUGUAA